Messenger RNA from Symbiodinium sp. CCMP2456, 372 nucleotides. Lineage: Eukaryota; Dinophyceae; Suessiales; Symbiodiniaceae. The record is from the annotation of a GenBank genome assembly.
AUGUCUGAUGCCAUGGCCUCUGACCCAACAGCCGGACAGACGAAGCAAGAGCCGCCCCCUUCAGGGGAGCAGCCGGUGAAGCAGGAGCCGCAGCCUGAUGCGGUACAGUAUGCAGACUUCCUUCAGUGGAAAGAACAACAGGAGAAAGCCAAGAAGGCGGCUGCGGGCGACAAGAACCCUGGCAGCCCGAAGAAGGCAAAGAUGGAUGACUCCGACUUGGAAAUCUUCAAGCUACAAAUCAUAGAACUGGAUCUACAAUGGGAUGAGAUGGAACCAGCGCUGCGGGACAAGCUGCGGCUGAGCGAGCAAGCCCGGAGGAAGCGGCAACCAACCGCAGACACGACUUCGAGGCGACCUCUUCGGACACUGUAA